Molecule: messenger RNA, 1513 nt
Organism: Octopus sinensis (East Asian common octopus)
Lineage: Eukaryota; Metazoa; Mollusca; Cephalopoda; Octopoda; Octopodidae
Exons: 8
Coding region: 16-1242 (408 amino acids)
Source: RefSeq, a predicted model, not a curated record
AAUGCUUUUCAGAUCAUGGACAUUCUAAAGUUUUACUCCUAUUUGUUUGCGCUGUGUUUUUGUUUAACAAGACCAGAAACUUUGACAAGGGCACAAAGUUCUAAAAUUUUCAAAACUGAAAAAGUUCAGCUCCAGAAGAGUGCCACUCUUUAUAUUAAUUUCCCAAAUAUAGAAAGACCAGUGGAGUGGAUAUGUAAAAAUUAUAGAUAUGAAUGCGACGACAAGACGUGCGAUAACACCAUUGAUUUUCAAGUGACACAGCAUGGGGAUAAUUCCACUCUUCAGAUCCAAAACGUUACGAACGAAUGUUUGACUUGGACCUUUCAUGACAACAACAACAACUUCGGAAAAUUUGACUUGAAGACAAACGGUUUCAGAAAAGCAGAAACUUAUGAAAUUACUCAAAAUAAUAAUGGUGCACUCAAUGUAAGCGCUACUCUACUGAUUGAAAUACCAAACAUGAAAAGACCGACCGUUUGGAAAUACAACAAUUAUAAAUACGAAUGUGAUACGACAUGCGCUAACAGCCCCGAAUACAAAGUGACGCAGGAUGGAGAUAUAUCGACUUUUUGGAUCCGAAAUGUAAUUAAGGAACGAUUGACUUGGAAAUUUGAAGACGAUAAUUUGGAAUCAUCACAAUUUGAUUUGAAGAUGCACAGUUUGGCAAGAAGAGAAAGUUACAAUAUUACUCAAAGUGAACCAGUUGCAUUAGGACACAAUGUUAUACUUCAUAUUGAAGUAGCCGAGAUGACAGGAAUUGUUUUCUGGAAAAACGACAACGGUAGAUAUGAAUGUAACCCGACUUGUUAUAAUUAUGGUAACUAUGAAGUUACACAAGUUGGUAGCAUAUCUACUCUUUUGAUCCGAAAUGUCACCAAACAAGAUUUGACUUGGCGUUUUUGUGACUUGUAUCUCUGCUCUGGAAAUUAUACUUUAGUGAAAAAAGGUGAAAAAACAGAAACAACGACAACAAAAGAUGCUGAAACAACGACAACAAAAGAUGCUGAAACAAUUUACUAUUCAUCUUUUGCAGGUGAUAAAACAGAAACGACGACAACAAAAGAUGCUGAAACUAAUGGAUCAGAAAACAGCUUACCAACCUAUGCCAUCGUCAUCAUUUGUAUACUUGGAUUUGUAGCCAUCGUUAUCAUAGCCUUCGUUGUCAUAUUCAAAUGCAAGGCAUUCAUUAAGGUCAAAACUUCUAUCACCCAGUGCGUAUCUGGUAAGAAAGACCAGAACUGAUAUUGGCCAACCUUACUACUGACUUUCACUGAUCCGGGUAGAAUUGUUGGUUUUUGCAUAAACUACCUCCAUAUUUUAUGUAACAUCAUCAUCAUCAUCAUCGUUGGUUUGGCAUCACCUUUUCCAAAACUCUGCUCCAUCUUACUCUUGCUUGUCCAAUACAAGCAUGGAAAAGUGGACGUUAGAAUGUUGUCGUUGUUGAUGAUGACAAUUGAUGAGGAUGAUUGAUGUUGAUUGAUGAUGUUGAUUGAUGAGGAUGAUGACGCGAUUG